AGAGCAGUAGAGCGAGCAAGCCAGAGGGUCAAGAUGGAUGACUACACGAGGGAGAUGAUGGACCUCAAGACCCUCGUUACUCGCACUCUCGAGAAGAAAGGUGUUCUUGCCAAGAUCAGGGCUGAGCUCAGGGCAAGCGUCUUUGAGGCCAUUGAAGAGGAAGAUCGUGUAGUUGAGAACGAUGAUGGUGUACCGCCCGCACUACUUGGUAGCUGCAAUGACCCUGCAAAGCAGCUUCAUGCUUCUCCUUCAGGAAGGUUAUUAACAGCUCUGAUAUGUGAAUACUUGGACUGGGCACAACUGGACCACACUCUAAAAGUUUAUUUGCCAGAGUGUAAUUUGCAAAAGGAUUUUUGGAAAGCUGAGUUAAAAGAUUUUAGUAGCAGAAAUGGAUAUGAUCUCAAUAGGAAUGCAGAAAGUGGCCCUUUGCUUCUAAAUGUUCUCGAAGGAUAUUUAAAGUAUGAGAAUUUAUCCCAAGCAAGGGCUACUGGGAGGAGACUUGGUGGUCCAGAAACUGAAUCCAUAUGUAAUCCUGAGUCUAGAAAUGCUCGGAGGGCCUCUACGUCAGCUGUUGCUGGAGGCUUACCACCCCUUGGAAGGCCUGUUCCUGUUUCUCAGGCGCCUGAUCGGAGAGUAGGCUCUUCUAUGCCUGGUUAUAGAAAGGAUGAAUAUAAUUGGAGAUACGACAAUGAUGAGCUUUCAGAGGAUGUAAUUCGAGCAUCAAAUGCAUUGGAAAACAUCCAAUUGGAUAGAAAAGCCCGGAAUCUUACAACAUCUUGGCGACAUGCUGGAGAUGGAGCCACAGAGGAUGAUGGCAAGGAAGAUCAUAUCUAGCUGUGCAUUUACCUUGUACUUAUAUUGUUGUUUUAUUGUCAUAUAAAUUUAUUAUGUAAGACUUAUUAUGUGCCAUUUUAGUUGUUUGCUUGAGCUUUCUGUCUCA
This is a messenger RNA of Telopea speciosissima, 940 nucleotides long. Its product is annotated as protein TONNEAU 1a-like. Gene Ontology annotation, molecular function: protein binding. The record is from RefSeq and is a predicted model, not a curated record. The transcript is spliced from 8 exons. The coding region runs from base 34 to 834 and encodes 266 amino acids. Lineage: Eukaryota; Viridiplantae; Streptophyta; Magnoliopsida; Proteales; Proteaceae.